Messenger RNA from Capronia coronata CBS 617.96, 1620 nucleotides. RefSeq lists its product as uncharacterized. The record is from RefSeq and is a predicted model, not a curated record. The coding region runs from base 1 to 1620 and encodes 539 amino acids. Lineage: Eukaryota; Fungi; Ascomycota; Eurotiomycetes; Chaetothyriales; Herpotrichiellaceae. The transcript has a single exon. Gene Ontology annotation, cellular component: membrane.
AUGUCAGAAAAUGUCUCCAGACUCCCCACCCGCGUCUCUACCCUCGAUGGCGCUGCACCAGAACCUUUCGAUCACGAGAUCUCAUUGAUCGACACCACUGAUACCACGACCCAUGGCGAACCCGGGUCCAGCGCGCAGAAUCUCGCAAAAUCAACUACCCGUUCUUCGUUAAAAGGCCGUUUGUCGAAACGAAAGCAUGCGAAGUAUGGAAAAUGGCAGGAAGGUCGCUACGCCUCCAAAGCAGGCAGCACUGUGACAACCGAGGAGCGGGAGCCGCCAACGGUGCCAUCAAACGAAACCGAGGCCGGCAACGGAACAGCAACUGUGGAUUUUGCGCCUAGCGUUACUGUUGACCGAGGACGAAUAGGUGCAGAGAAGAGGAACAAAGAAUCGAAACAUCUAAAGCAGGAAGUUCAUGAGUAUGACAUUCUCUACGAGAACCAGCGAGGGUCAUUCUUCUGUGGAAUCCCAUUGUAUGCGCACUCGUCCCUGUUGCCGAUAGAUCCUUCUCCAUGGGUGAACAGGGAUUUACACGACUCCCCAGUCAACAUCACCAAUGCUCAAGUCCCGGAUCCUAGUUGGGAAUGGGCCUGGAGAACUUGGUAUGUUGACAUGAGUUACGAUGUGGAUGAAGAAGGCUGGCAAUAUUCUUUUGCCUUUGGAAGGAAUUGGUCAUGGCAUGGUACACAUCCUUGGUUUCAUUCCUUCGUCCGGCGAAGACGAUGGUUACGAAAACGCGUCAAAAAGAACCCCAAUGCUCUUUGGGGCAGACCAGGCAGUAUGGGUGCCGCCCACCAUCUAAAUCCAGACUAUUUCACCAUCCACUCGAAACGAGACCGAAGUCCGGUCAGUGCCGUCGAUGGCGCCGGUAAAGCCGCCAGGCCAUCGAGCUUCAUCAGCUUUCCGAGCACUGUCGACCCGGACGAGCCUCCUGAGGAAAUCAAAGACAUCGGGACUCUGCUCAAAACCCUCAAAUAUGCCACGGUUGAUCGUGAGAAAAUUGACCUCGUGAAGAAGUUUGUUGAUCAAGGUGGGAGCGAAUUGUUCUACCUCAAAGACCAUAUUCCCGACAUUAUGGCAUUUUUUGUAUUUCAGAAUUCGAGGAAACAGCUGCUGUCGUAUCUUAGGCAGACCACCGACGAAGCACGUCAACACCGGCAAAAACAUGAAGACGAGGAUAAGCCUGAGGGCGAUACUGAAAGAGGAAGGAUCGACAAUCUCCUUGCUGCCGUUGAUGCUGCCAACGCCGAGAUUGGAGGUUUGGAGUUUUGGAGCGAUCGAAAGCACGUUCUGAAGACUUCUGACAGCGAGGGCAUGGCAACAGGACCCAUUGCAACUAUUUUUGAUGAGCAUGCGCCAAGGCCAGAGCCAGAGGUUGAGGAUGAUCCAGUCAAAGAGAUCAAAGGCAUAUCGGAGAAAGCCGACAUUGACCUAGAGCCUACACCAGCUGGUUCCAAUGCAGAGACACCCUCGGCAACUGGGGAUGAAGAAGACCGAAAGCGGAAAGAGGCCAAGGGUAAAGGCCGAGCAACUGAGCAUGACAGCGAGGACGACCAGGCUGAAGCAGAUCCUACCCCACGUUUGGGUCCGGACGAUGUCCUUGUUCCGGAGCAAGAUUAG